GGUCCUGCGGUGUGGUCGCAGGUCGCAAAAUAUUAGUUUCAUUUAAAUGUCGAAACGAAACGAAAUAAUCAACAGAAUAUAUAAAAAAAAAAUUCAAAUAUUUCAACCUUGAUUAAAUUAAUCGUUUCUAGAAAUAGAUGCAGGUUACAUUACAACAAACAUAAGAGGAGUCGUCUUGCACAUCCUGUUUAAUAACCGCUUUAUAAAACAGACAUCGAUCACGCCGACACACCGAAGUCACGUGGAGCAGUGACUUACUAACGUACAAUUAUAGAAUUAACCCCCGUAUCUAUUUUAUUUACACAGUUAUCGUAAUGUAAAGCUAAGGAGCGCCCGAUGCUAACCGUUUAGUUGAUAAGAGAUAUUCGUGUCGCGUAAUACACUAAUUGAUACCUAGUGUUUGACAUUCGACUGGCUCCUAUCAAACUAUGGAUGUUUGAGAUCUGAAAAUGACCGAGGACACCAAGCCGUUAUUGCUAUUCAAAGAUGCUAAAGCCAGCUACGGAACCGAUAACCCGGCGAGGGGUCGGAGGGUCAUCUUCUGCGUCCACGGGAACCCUUCCACGGGAUGCUGCGCUGUCAUCGAGACCAGCGCGGACGGUGAUGAAGUUGCAAGAACGAACAGUAUUACUGAAGAGAGACAUUGUCACAGAUCAAGGAACGAAGAAAUAGACAAGCGGGCCCGAAGAAAACUUAUUAUAGCGAGCGUGCUGUGUGUUAUAUUUAUGAUCGGUGAAAUUGUAGGUGGUUAUUUGUCUAACAGCUUAGCUAUAGCGACGGAUGCUGCGCAUCUGCUGACAGACUUCGCUAGCUUCAUGAUAUCACUGUUCUCAUUGUGGGUGGCCAGCAGGCCCGCCACCAGACGGAUGCCGUUCGGGUGGUACCGUGCGGAGGUGAUCGGCGCCCUGACCUCGGUCCUCCUUAUCUGGGUGGUGACGGGCAUCCUCCUGUACAUGGCCGUCCAGCGAGUCAUCUACAAGUCAUUCGAGAUAGACGCCACCGUCAUGCUCAUCACGUCCGCCGUCGGAGUCGCCGUGAACCUAGUUAUGGGUCUGACGCUACACCAACAUGGACACAGUCACGGAGGACAGGCGGGACACGGACACAGCCAUGGAGGGGCCAACCCGGUGCUUAAUAAUAAGGAGCGUGUGGACUCGGACGCCGAGAGCUCGUCGUCUCACACCCAGGAGGUUCACUCUCACACUCACGGCGAGAACAUCAACGUGCGGGCAGCCUUCAUCCACGUGCUGGGGGACUUCCUGCAGAGCUUCGGGGUCCUGGUCGCUGCUAUCGUCAUAUACUUCAAGCCGGAGUGGAGCCUGGUGGACCCUAUCUGCACGUUCCUGUUCUCGGUGCUGGUGCUGCUCACCACAUACAACAUCAUCAAGGACGCCCUGCUGGUGCUCAUGGAGGGCUCUCCGCGCGGCGUGGAUUUCCAGGAGGUGGCCAACACGUUCCUGUCUCUCCCGGGCGUGGUCCGUGUACACAACCUGCGGAUGUGGGCGUUGUCUCUCGACAAGACCGCGCUCGCCGCUCAUCUCGCUAUACGGAGCGGAGUGAGUCCCCAGAAGGUUCUAGAACAGGCGACGCGUCUCGUUCACGAGAAAUACAACUUCUUCGAGAUGACGCUGCAGAUCGAGGAGUUCAGUGACGUCAUGGAGCAGUGCAGACAAUGUGAGAUGCCCAGCGCCUAGAGAACACCAGACGAUCACACUCACUCAAUAGAAACUAUGUAGGAUGAAUGACAACUGUCAUCGGUUAUAGAUUCACUUUCAUUCAAUUCUCCCGUCAUACGCCAGGAGCUGUAGGAAUGAAUACAAUUCAUUCAUUUAUUUCGUGUCUCUGAUAAUUGUUUCACAAACACAUUCCAUUCGUUCAUUGUUUGACACAUGUCAGUGUCAAAAUGAUUUCGCGCGAAAACAUUUAGCAUAAGUAAGCUUAAUACGAGAAUGAUUAUGUUAAAUAAUUAUUUAACAGGUAACGAAUUUGAAGUUGAGAAAAAGAAAGAGAACGUUGUCAUUAACGAUAACUAACGAACGACCGACCGCCGUAGGACGGUUAACGUAAUGCCAAACUAUUACUAAGUUAUGUUUGUACUAAGUUAUGUACUCAAUGGAGGCUUGUAACCAAUGUUUCGAUUGUAAUAAUUUUAUUCGUUAGUGUUAAAAUAUUUAAAUAAAAGCUAUUAUUAAUUCCUGAUGGAUGUAUCAGAAAUAUUUAUAUUAUAAGUAAUGUUGCAAUUUGUUCAGAGUAUUUCUGUUUUACCGCAUGAUGCAAUAAAUGUAUAAUUGUAUGUA
Messenger RNA from Danaus plexippus (monarch butterfly), 2297 nucleotides. RefSeq names its product proton-coupled zinc antiporter SLC30A2-like. Gene Ontology annotation, molecular function: zinc ion transmembrane transporter activity. Gene Ontology annotation, biological process: zinc ion transmembrane transport; response to zinc ion. Lineage: Eukaryota; Metazoa; Arthropoda; Insecta; Lepidoptera; Nymphalidae. The record is from RefSeq and is a predicted model, not a curated record. The transcript is spliced from 10 exons. Gene Ontology annotation, cellular component: plasma membrane. The coding region runs from base 450 to 1694 and encodes 414 amino acids.